AGAACGCUCAGCAGCUCUUUCUUUUUCUUCAUGUCCACUUGAGCUUCCGAGGCUACGCCCUAGCACCGUCUCACUGCAAGCGAAGUUCAGAUAUUAAACAUUCAGACAUUACCUCAGACGAUACUCUCCUAUAAGCACAUUUUAUGCCACCUAUCGAUAAUGGCAGAAAAGAUCAGAGGUUUGAAUGUGGUGUUACUGGGAAGAUCAGGGAUUGGGAAAAGUGCUUCAGGAAACACAAUCCUGGGACGAGAAGCUUUCAAAUCAAAGAAAAGCUCUUCUUCAGUCACACGAGACAUAGCUGUGGAAUCUGGGAGGGUCUGUGAACGAUGGGUCACUGUCUAUGACACACCAGGAUUGUUUAACUCAGAGCUGAGUGAUCAUGAGAUUCAAAGGAAAUUUAUAAAGACUUUUCAGGAAUGUGAAUCAGAUUCCUGUGUGUUUCUGCUGGUUAUCAAAGUUGACAGAUUCACAGGAAAAGAGAGGAAAACUGUGGAGAAUAUUGAGGAACUGCUGGGAGAUGAGCGCCUGAAAAAAACCUGGAUCCUCUUCACCAGAGGAGACAAACUGGAGGAGGACAACAUGACAAUAGAAGAAUAUAUUAAUCAGUCUGAGCCACUGAAGAAAGUGAUUCAGAAAUAUGAUCAGAGAUACCAUGUGUUCAACAACAAGAAUAAACGACCAAGUGUGCAAGCUAGACUGCUACUUAAAAGAAUUAUCCAGAGCUUAAAAGAAUCAGAUGUUCCUGUUGACAAUCUCUCAUCCCGACGGCUUGUUCUUCUGGGUAAAAGUGGAGUUGGGAAGAGUGCAGCUGGAAACACAAUCCUGGGAUGGAGAGAGUUCAUAUCUGUACAGAGAAUGAGUUCAGUAACGUGUGUAUGUUCAGAGGAAAAUGUCACUGUUUCAGGCAGAUCUGUGUCUGUAGUUGAUACUCCUCCAUUCUUUGACACACAGAUGAGACCUGAAGAGUUAAUGAUGGAGAUAGCCAGAAGUGUGUAUUUAUCCAGUCCUGGACCUCACGCUUUUCUCAUUGUGUUGAGAGUAAUAGACCGAUUCACUGAACAGGAGCAGCAGAUUCCUCAGAUGAUUGAGAUGAUAUUUGGUCAGGGAGUGUUAAAAUACUCAAUCAUUCUCUUCACUCAUGGAGAUCUGCUGGAAGAUGAGCCCAUAGAGAAACUCAUUGUGGAGAACAGGAGAUUAAGAGAUCUAGUUCAGCAGUGUGGAGGCAGAUAUCACGUCUUCAACAAUAAAGAUCUGAACAACAGAGAGCAGGUGAAUGAUCUCCUGCAGAAGAUUGACUCAAUGAUAGCACGGAAUGGAGGAGGAUACUACAGUAAUCAGAUGUACGACGAUGCUCAGAGAUUCAGACAAGAGGAAGAAGAGCAGAGACUGAGAUAUGACGAGAAUAGAAGAAGAGAGGAGAAACAAAGACGUGAGAUGGAGAGAGUCAGAGCAGAGCCUGAAGCUUAUAAAUCUGAACAAGAAAGACUUCGAGCAGUGAGACAGAGAGAUGAAGAGAAGAGAAGAAAGGGGGAGAAACAAAAAGAUUCCUGUGUCUGUAGUUGAUACUCCUGGCUUCUUCAGCACUUCCAUUAAAAGCUGAUGGAUGAAUGACUGAAAGAGGAGACUGAAGAGAAAGCCAUAGCAGAGAACGACAGGAGCAGAGCUUUAUUUUUCACACUGGACACAGAGAGAUGAAGAAUGAAGACCAGGAGA
Carassius carassius (crucian carp) is the source of this 1713-nucleotide messenger RNA. RefSeq names its product GTPase IMAP family member 9-like. Gene Ontology annotation, molecular function: GTP binding. The record is from RefSeq and is a predicted model, not a curated record. Bases 160 to 1563 code for a protein of 467 amino acids. The transcript is spliced from 3 exons. Lineage: Eukaryota; Metazoa; Chordata; Actinopteri; Cypriniformes; Cyprinidae.